Molecule: messenger RNA, 1261 nt
Organism: Coniophora puteana RWD-64-598 SS2
Lineage: Eukaryota; Fungi; Basidiomycota; Agaricomycetes; Boletales; Coniophoraceae
Product: DnaJ-domain-containing protein
Exons: 5
Coding region: 6-1190 (394 amino acids)
Biological process (GO): regulation of translational fidelity; 'de novo' cotranslational protein folding
Cellular component (GO): cytosol
Molecular function (GO): Hsp70 protein binding; ribosome binding
Source: RefSeq, a predicted model, not a curated record
CAACCAUGGCUGCCAUUUCCCUCCCUGCCCUCCCUGCCUCUUGGAACCCUCCAUCCGACCCUUCGAGCUCGAUAUCAUCAUUGAACGAGCGCAAACUUAUCCCAGCUGGCCGCGCGUACCUCCACCACGUGCAGCGGACUGUCCACGAUCUUUCCUUCGACGCUCAUGACGCACACGUCGAGGAGGAGCGCAAGCGGCACGCGGAGCUCAAUGGCGAUGGUUUGAACGGCGAGGACGAUCUUGGUGUCGGCGAGGAGGAGGAGCCGUUCGAACUGCUCCAGCAAGACCCCAAAGAGUGGAAGAAACAAGACCACUAUCAGGUCCUCGGACUGUCGCACCUUCGCUAUAAGGCCACGCCAGACCAGAUCAAGGUCGCACAUCGCAAAAAGGUGCUUAAGCACCACCCCGACAAGAAGGCGGGCCAGUCGCACACCACCAACGACGACGGGUUCUUCAAAUGUAUCCAGAAGGCACACGAGGUGCUUACCAACGCCGAGCGACGCCGGCAGUUCGAUUCGGUCGACCCAGAGCUGCUCGCUGAGGAGGAGGACGACCCGUCGUCAUCGCAGUACCAGAAGCUGCUCAAGACCAAGAAGGACGCCGGCGCGGAGCAAACCUUGUUCUUCAAGACGUUUGUGCCCAUCUUUGAACGCGAGGCACGUUUCAGCAAGAAGCAGCCGGUGCCGAUGCUUGGGCAGUAUGAGGACGGAAAGGCGGCUGUCGAAGGGUUCUACAACUUCUGGUACGACUUCGACAGCUGGCGCUCGUUUGAGUACCUCGACAAGGAGGUCAACGAGGGAAGUGACAGCCGUGACGACAAACGCUACACCGAGAAGAAGAACAAGUCCGAGCGUGCUCGCCGCAAGAAGGAUGAUACCGCUCGUCUGCGCAACCUCGUCGAUCUCGCCAUGAACGUCGAUCCCCGCAUCAAGCGCAUCCGACAGGAGGAGAAGGAGGCGCGCGAGGCCAAGAAGAAGGCUGCGAACCAGAAGGUUGGCGGACCGGCGAAGAAGACUAAGGCGGAGGAGGAGGCGGAAAAGAAGAAGGCGGAGGAGGAGAAGAAGGCGAAAGAAGAGGAGGAGAAGGCUGCUCGCGCGGAGGCUAAGAAGGCAAAAGCUGCCGCUGCGAAUGCGGCCAAAAAGGCGAGGAGAGCUCAGCGUGCGGGUGAGGAGGGUGCUGAUGCGUCGUGAGCUCAUGGAUAGGUGUUGCCUACGUUCAUUAUGGACCUCCCUGUUUUGUUCCUAGUCAUCUAUAUAUGUGG